Dibothriocephalus latus is the source of this 1890-nucleotide messenger RNA. Lineage: Eukaryota; Metazoa; Platyhelminthes; Cestoda; Diphyllobothriidea; Diphyllobothriidae. The record is from the annotation of a GenBank genome assembly.
AUGUCAUCCGCUGUUGUUCCCGAUGAAGGCAUUAACAAUGUGUCAGGACCAUCCGCUACCAUCGAAUUUGAUGAACUAUUUGACGUCCCAGAUUCAAUUCCGCCAAAGGAAGUAGACGCAAGCGCCAGUGAAAGUAAAGGGGAGAUGACCUCCGACGACCAUACUCAGUUGGAGCUCGAUGUUGAUCAGCCUAUCCCCCAAAAUGAUUCCGUUGCCAAAACAAAAGAGUCAGAAAAGGAAACUACCAAGUGCAUCUCCCCCAUUCAGUGGGAUUUACUCAGUGAUGGUGAGCAGUUGCAAGACACCGUACACGUCGAUGCUCCGGAAGACGAAUUUUCUAGAGAGGAGGAGGAAGAAGAAACUCGACCGAAAAGCAUACCCGAUGCCAGUGUCGAGAGUUUUCCCCAGGAUUCCCUGAAUAAUACGAUGAAUCACGAUUUGCCAGAAGACCUUCGUCGCAUUUUCGUGAACACUCGAUAUUUCCUCAUAAAGAGCAACAAUCACGAAAAUGUUGACAUUGCGAAGAAAAAAAAUGCUUGGGCGACUCCGACUGCAAACGAAAGCCGCCUAAACAAGGCUUUCUUUGAUUUUGACAACGUUAUACUCAUAUUCUCUGUGCGAGAAAGUGGCAGAUUUCAGGGAUACGCGCGGCUUUCAUCACCCUCGGACCCACGAAUGCAUAUUAGUUGGGUGUUGCCGCCGCGUAUGUCCUCUAAUUUAUUAAGCAGUCCAUUUAAACUUGAUUGGAUCAGCAAACAAGAGCUUCCAUUCCCCAAAACGGUUCAUCUUAACAAUGCCUGGAAUGAAAACAAGCCUGUUAAGAUCGGUCGCGACGGUCAAGAAAUCGAGCCGAUCUGCGGCGAGGCACUCUGUCGCCUGUUCCAGGUCGACAAGCCGUCGAAACUUCCGGAUAUCUUAUCGAAGAUCGAAAGCCGCAAACCCUGUGGAGACUCUCACAGACGCAACGCCUUUGAACGACUCGGUGUAUCCGAUAACUCCAGACUGCAUGGCGCAGGGCCCAGACGGAUGCGUGAUUUUGGUUUCCAGAACUCGAACUCAGUUGGCCUUCUAGGCGCAGCCACUGGCUCUCGCUAUCAGACUGGGAACCGACGUUCUAUCCUCCCGGGCACUGGUUUCCCUGGCAACAGCACUAAAUCUGGUGCCUCUGCAACGCCACUCAUGCAGGUGAAUGCGACUGCUGCUGCAAUGGCUGCCGCCGCUGCAAUGGCGGCCAUGACAAAUCCAUCUUCGGUGCGAGGACCCAUGGACUCUACGCGCUUGUCUGCCAUGGACUUCCCUUUCUUCAUGGCGUCUAAUUCUCAGUUAUUGCCUCAGCUUCUUCCGCAGUCUGCAGCGAUGCAAGGAACAUUCGAACGACUGCCUAUUGCGGGCAAUUCGUCAGUCUCCUCCCGUCUCGGACUACAGACCGGAAUGCCGGGACCUACGCUCGGCAGGAUGCCCUCCAACUCAGCUUUGGAGGCGUUUAAUAUGGAGCCCCAAGAAUCCUCUCAACGGCGGUCCAGGGCAUAUCCUCGCCGAAACGAUCGUCGCGGUCGAAGCCGUUCAUCAAGCUAUGCUAGUGAUGUUAAAGGACACAGGAGUUCGAGUUCCAAUGGUUAUCGUUCUGGCUCAUACCGUGACCGUGAAUCCUAUCGUCGCCCAUCUCGAACGAGGUUAGGUGGCGGUGCUGGUUCCUUGGCUGUCGUGGUUCAUGAUUUUAUUUCUUUAUUCGCGAACAAUGAAUUAGAUCUCCUUUGGAUUAAACUCCUUUGGGCCGAUUUUGAAGACAGCUUUCGAAACGGACAAACGGAUCUUAUUGAUCGAUGGAUCUAUGCUAAGUCUGGGGCUGGUGAUAUCUUCGUGGUUUCGGCGCGUCUGUUUGUCAGUUAA